Trifolium pratense (red clover) is the source of this 1733-nucleotide messenger RNA. RefSeq names its product E3 ubiquitin-protein ligase ATL6. The record is from RefSeq and is a predicted model, not a curated record. The transcript has a single exon. NCBI's taxonomy places the organism in Eukaryota, Viridiplantae, Streptophyta, Magnoliopsida, Fabales, Fabaceae. The coding region runs from base 414 to 1538 and encodes 374 amino acids.
AAAUAUGUCCUCAUAAUUUAAACAGAAAGAACCAAUAAUACACACAGACAAAACAGUGCAAAACACACACAUACACAUUCAUCAUUCAUCAUUCAUCAUUCAUCAUUCAUCAUUCAUCGAUCAAACGAGAUUGGUCAAACAUAAUUCGGAAGUUUCCACUACAUUAAUUUUGGUCCACGUUGUACACCGUCUCUGACCAAACAACAUAAGAUUAAGGAAAAUAUUAAAGUGGACCCCAAUAUCAGUGACUUUCACGAGCUUACCUUAAUUACACGACACCUUCCUUAAUCAACUGUCUUAAUAAACAAACACAAAUCUUUUAUCUCUUUCAUUUCAUUUAUAAACUCUCACCCUUCCUUUCAUUCACUCAUUCAAACUCAUUCUCCGAAUCAAUCAAAGAGAGUUCACUCAAAAUGGAAAAUAAUUAUCAAAAAAAUGACAGAACUACCCCUCUCUGUUUUCUCUUCAUCUUCAUUCUAUUCUCCGGCGUACCCUUCGCCGGAGCACAAUCCAACGACAACACAAAUGACAACUACUACAACCGUGUGAGUCCUUCCAUGGCUAUAAUAAUAGUGAUUCUCAUCGCUGCUCUUUUCCUCAUGGGAUUUUUCUCACUCUACAUCCGUCGAUGUGCCGAUUCACCUUCCGGCAGUAUCCGAAACAUGGCAGGUAUUGCUGGACGGUCACGACGCGCGGCGCGUGGUUUAGAUGCUUCGAUACUUGAGACGUUUCCUAUCUUUGAAUAUUCGGUGGUGAAGAUUCAUAAAAUUGGAAAAGGUGCGUUGGAAUGUGCUGUUUGUUUGAAUGAGUUUGAAGAAACUGAAACGCUGCGUUUGAUUCCAAAGUGUGAUCACGUGUUUCAUCCAGAGUGUAUUGAUGAGUGGCUUGGUAAUCACACUACUUGUCCGGUUUGCAGAGCUAAUUUAGUUCCGCAACCGGGUGAAUCGGUUCACGGAGUUCCGGUUUUUAAUACUGAACCGGAAGACCUCGAGGCGCAAAAUGACGUUGUUGAAUCAAUUCCUGAACAUCAGAAUGAAGGUUCGGUUAAAGAGUCAACCCAACCACAACCACAACCACAAGUGUUGAGUUUAAGCAACACGCUGAACCGGAACCGGACGAGAGGUUCGCAGUCUGGUCGGCCCCGUUGGUUUUCGCGGUCUCACUCGACCGGUCAUUCGGUGGUUCAACCGGGUGAGAAUACUGAACGGUUUACUUUGAGGUUGCCAGUGGAAGUGAGGAAACAAAUAUUACAAAACCCGGAAUUGCACCGGGCUAGAAGCUUGGUUGUGUUGCCAAGAGAAACUAGUUCACGACGGGGUUAUCGAACAGGUGGCGGGGAGGGAAGUAGUAGAGGGAAGUCUGUAAGGAGGUUGGACCGGGGUUUACUAUCGGACCGAUGGGUUUUUACCAUGGCACCUCCUUUUCUUGUAAGAGCAUCGUCGAUUAGGUCACCGAGGGUAGGUAAUAGUGCCGGGGAAGGUACCUCCGGUUCAACAGCUACAACGGUGGUUGUUGACUCGCCGCGCCCUCCAGUUUAAUUGUCCGCCUCUGCCAUUCCUUCCGUAUGAUUUUAUUGUAUUUAUUAAUUUUUUCUUAUAAUAUAGGAGUACUUAUUUUCCAAGAAUUAGGUUUUAUUGUAAAAUUUGUAACAUGUGUAUAACACAACACAUUGUUUUCUUAAGAUAAAUAUAGUCAUGAUAUACGAACAAUUUCAUGAUUAUGAUUUUAAUUCA